UUUAACACAGCAACAAUAUAUAUUAAAUUAUAAAAUGAAUUAUAUUUUUGUAUCCUUGAAUACAAAAUGAAAGUUGACGCUAUAACGAAGUUUUCUUACCUAUGAUUAAGGUUAUAGUGAACUAAAACUUAACCUCAUAAUGAAAAAUUUUGUGUGAUUUUUAUAAUUUAUAAAAAAUAAUUUUUGUAAUUUUUUAAAAUUACUCUUUAAUAAAUAAUAUAAGUCAGAACUUAUUUAAUGUUCUUAAGAAAAAUCUUUCAUAAAAUCAAUUAAAAAUGUUGCAAUUUAAUGGAACAGUUUAUACUAUUGCAAGUAGACUUACUUCUCGAUUUUUGUGGCGAUUAAAUGCAACAUUGACUACAAAUACAACUACAGUAGCUUCUGAAUCUAAAGUUAACAUUCAGCUUAAUAAUGAUCAAGUAAAAGAGAUAAAAUCACAAGUUACAAUGAAUAAUAUACAAUAUAUGGAAUUUAAUAAAUUAAAAAUAAAAUUAUGCAAUAAUUUAAAUAUAAAACCUGAAAUUGUUACUAAAAUUGAACAAGCACAAAAUAUAAAUGAACUAUUUGAAAUUAUGAAAACAUCUUUAAUGUCUCAAGAUGAUAUUUUGGAUGUUCUUAAAACUAUUACAAUAUGGGCAACUAAAAAUGAUAAAAAUAAUUUAAAUUCUAUAUAUAAACAAAAUUUAAUACAAACACAAGAAAAAAUUAAUGAAAUAAAAGAUUUGAAUAUUAACACUGAAAACAAUGAUAUAUCAGCUUAUAAUGACUUAUCAACAUCUCAAAUGAUUAAGGAAAUAAAUAAAUUAGCAUGUAAUUGCGAUAGAAAUAUAAAGCUUUUAAAUUUUUUUUUUCAAAAUAUUAUUGAAUAUCAUAAUGUAUUAAGUCCAGGAGCAUGUUCAAAUUUAAUGUUUAAUAUGAGUAAAUUAUCUUAUUCAGAUGAGAGAUUACUUAAAAAAAUUUGUAAGGAUUUUAUACAGAAUAAAAAAAUUGCAAAAAUAAAAACUACAGUUUCUAUAUUAAAAUCUAUGGCACAAAUCAGAUAUAGAAACGAUACAUUUUUAAAUUAUAUAUGUGAAGAUAUUAUUAAUUCUAAAACUAAUUAUACUAUCAAGGAAAUUGCAAACAUUUUACACUCAUUUGCAAUAUUAGGUUAUUAUUCUGAUUAUAUAAAUAAAUUAAUAAAGAUAUAUAUACCAGAUUCAAUUGUAAAUCAAAAAUUUAAUUAUUCUAUAAAAUUAAAUCUUAUAUGGUCUUUUGCUGUAUUCAAAAUAUUACAAAACACACAUGCUAAAUAUGUAUUAAAUGAAGAAUUUGUUUCAAAACUAAUGUUAAUUGAUGAGAAAAAUAAAUUAUCUCAUCAGUUAAAGUUAUUAAAUAUUAAUGGAUAUGCACAAUAUGCACUCAAAGAUUAUUCUGGACCCUUUCUUAAUAAAGAAAUUGUACCAGAUAUUGUAAAUAUACGUUCAAAACAAAAGAAAGCAUAUGUUGAUGUACUUGAAACAACAUUACAAAAUAUGUUACCAUCUGCAUCUUAUUAUAAGAUGAAUAUAAAUACCAAAAUGGGAUUUGUUUUAGAUGCUGAAUUAUGUAUAGAUUUAAACCUUAAUUUUAUUCCUGUGGAUAAUGUUAAUCAAGAUGAAAAUUUCAUUAAGAUAGCUUUAAUAUUACUUGAUUAUUAUGAUAUGUGUUUGGAAGAUUUAAAUUAUAAUGGUUUAAUUAAAUUAUAUUCUCAUUUGUUAAAAUGUAAAAAAUAUAAAGUAUUGUGUAUAUCUUACCAAUAUUUUGGUAUGGAAGAUAAACUUGAAAGACGUAUAUCUUAUUUAAAACGUCAGUUAUGGAAAAAUUUUAAUAAGACAUAGUAAUCAUCAAAUAUGACUCAUAUUAUGUAUUAUUUAAUAAAUAAAAAAAUUUUAGAAUAUAAUUAUGUUUAUAAUUUA
Apis laboriosa (Himalayan honeybee) is the source of this 1937-nucleotide messenger RNA. Its product is annotated as FAST kinase domain-containing protein 4. Bases 276 to 1859 code for a protein of 527 amino acids. NCBI's taxonomy places the organism in Eukaryota, Metazoa, Arthropoda, Insecta, Hymenoptera, Apidae. The record is from RefSeq and is a predicted model, not a curated record. The transcript is spliced from 10 exons.